Molecule: messenger RNA, 879 nt
Organism: Hirsutella rhossiliensis
Lineage: Eukaryota; Fungi; Ascomycota; Sordariomycetes; Hypocreales; Ophiocordycipitaceae
Product: putative alpha beta hydrolase fold-1 protein
Exons: 2
Coding region: 1-879 (292 amino acids)
Cellular component (GO): membrane
Source: RefSeq, a predicted model, not a curated record
AUGGCCCGCGGCUUCUUGUGCUUUGGCUCCGGCCCCUGGGAUCCCACGCACCGCUUCCACACCUCGUGGCUGCUUGGGCCCUGGGCCCUCUUCUUCUGCCGCGCCCUCAUCUCCCUCUGGGCCUUCACAACCAUCUUCUUCAUCAUCGGCUGGACCUGCGCCCACCCAGCCUCCCUCGGCGGCUGCCCCGAAGCCCGCCGCUCCUUUUCCUACUUCACCAUCCUCGCCUACUGGGGCCAGGCCUUUUACUUCUUCUUCGCCGCCGUCCACACCCUCGUUUACGCCCUCACAUCGCGGCCCCUGCUCGCCCGCCUGCCCCGUCCCCUGCAGGCCCUGCACUCGCUCUUCUACUCGUCCGUCGUCACCCUACCCGUCAUCGUCACCGUCGUCUACUGGGCCGUCCUCUACCGCAGCCCCUGGUUCCCCCUCGUCUUCGACGCCUGGCGCAACCUCAGCGAGCACGCCCUCAACUCGGGCCUCGCCCUCUUCGAGAUCCUCGUCCCCCGCACCAACCCCUUGCCCUGGAUCCAUCUACCCUGGCUCGUCCUCUGCCUGCUUGGCUACCUGGCUGUUGCCUACAUCACCGUCGCCGACCAGGGCUUCUACACCUACAACUUCCUCGACCACGACAAGGUUGGCGGCCGCGGAUAUGUUGCUGCCUACGUCUUUGGCAUUGCCAUUGGCCUCGUCGUCGUCUUCUCCGCCGUCCACGGGCUCAUCCUGCUGCGCCGUUGGCUGACCGAGUCCAAGCUCGGCAUGAAGGGCAAGUUUGCGGGGUUGCCCACGAUGACGACAACUGACGCCGAGAUGAAUGUUGUCGAGCCCGGGGAGUCUCGGUCCAAAGAGGCAAAACCGUUGACAUCGCCAGCGCAAAUGUAA